CUCCACAGCUAUAUCCUACUGCACAAAUCUCCCAUCACUCUCUCCACUAAGCUAGAACUUGUGAAAUGUCCAGCGAUAGAGUGGAGAAACCUUUACCAGAUAUUCCUGAAGAUGAUGGUAGCAGAGAUGAUGAGAAUGACUUUGGAAAUGUUUUUGCUGAACUUGAAUCUGUGGACUUGCCCCUGGGAACCACAUUAAGAUCUGUGUACGAUGACCAGCCUAAUGCCCACAAGAGGUUUAUGGAGAAGCUUGAGGUCAGGAUCCGUAACCAUGACAGAGAGAUAGAGAAGAUGUGUAACUUCCACCACCAGGGGUUUGUGGACGCCAUCACCGAGCUGCUCAAAGUCCGUGCCGACGCAGAGAAACUGAUGGGCCAGGUUACCGACACGAACAGAAGACUGCAAGACGCCGGCAGAGAGGUGACAGCCCAAACGGAGGAGGUGAUUCGCUGUCGGAUACAGCAGAGGAACAUGACUACCACUGUGGAGAGACUACAGCUGUGUAUACCUGGUGAGAUAUAA
Oncorhynchus nerka (sockeye salmon) is the source of this 521-nucleotide messenger RNA. Its product is annotated as exocyst complex component 6-like. Bases 66 to 521 code for a protein of 151 amino acids. Gene Ontology annotation, cellular component: exocyst; membrane. Gene Ontology annotation, biological process: Golgi to plasma membrane transport; intracellular protein transport; exocytosis. NCBI's taxonomy places the organism in Eukaryota, Metazoa, Chordata, Actinopteri, Salmoniformes, Salmonidae. The record is from RefSeq and is a predicted model, not a curated record. The transcript has 4 exons.